UUUUAUUUUUUAUACUGUAACAUAAACUGUUUAAUUACAUUAUCAAAAAAAACAGUUAAACACAUACAAAUAAUAAAUUUCAAGUAAAGUAUAUAAAUUUAAAAAUUAAAAGAAAAAUUAGUAUUCUAUGGCUUCAAAUGAGUUCGAUGAUUGUAAUCUUUUUGCUCCUGAAAAAGAAGUUUUAGAAGAACUAUGUGAAUCUGAACAAGAAAAAAAAAACGAAUUUAAUUUGAACAUAAAGACUUCAUUAAUUAGUCCAAAUGCUAUUCAGUUUGAUGCUAUCUUGUCUAAAAUUCGUGAUUUACUUCUAGAAGGUCAUGGAGAAGCUAUUUAUGAAGUGGGUGCUGGAGAUGGCGUUGAUUGUGGCUUAAAUGAAGAUGACUUAAACGCAUCAAUAGCAACAAUUCAGAGUAUUUGUACCCAACUUAAUUGUGAUUGUAAUCUUUUAAGAGAAAAAAAUGUUGAAAAAGGAAAGAUUGCAGAGUUUUUAUUGAGAAUGAAGAUUAUAGAAGAAGAUUUUUUUGAAGUCAGAGUAGCUGUUGUGGGAAAUGUUGAUGCUGGUAAAAGCACGCUUUUAGGUGUUCUUACUCAUGGCUCACUUGAUGAUGGUCGAGGGACAGCACGUUUAAAAUUAUUUAGACAUAAACAUGAAGCUGAGACUGGUCGCACAAGCAGUGUUGGAAAUGAUAUUCUUGGUUUUAAUAGUAAAGGAAUUAUUGUUAACAAGCCUGACCCUCAUAGUGGAACAUUAGAUUGGACACAAAUAUGCAGAGAUUCUUCUAAAGUGUUAACUUUUAUUGAUCUUGCUGGUCAUGAAAAAUACCUUAAAACUACUGUCUUUGGAAUGACAGGUCAUGCACCAGAUUUUUGCAUGUUAAUGAUUGGUGCAAAUGCAGGGAUUGUUGGAAUGACAAAAGAACAUUUAGGAUUAGCAUUGGCUCUUAAUGUACCAGUGUUUGUGGUUGUCACUAAAAUAGACAUGUGUCCAACUAAUAUCCUUCAAGAAACAAUGAAAUUACUUAUGCGAAUACUGAAAUCUCCAGGGUGUCGCAAAAUUCCUGUUAUAGUAUCUAGUCAAGAUGACGUUGUUGUUUCUGCAACUAAUUUUACUUCAGAAAGAAUAUGUCCCAUCUUCCAGAUUUCAAAUGUAACAGGAGAGAAUCUUGACUUGCUAAAAUGCUUCUUAAAUUUACUAUCAAUUCGACGAGAUUAUGCUCAAGACAAGCCACCUAUUUUUCAAAUUGAUGACACUUACUCUGUCCCAGGUGUUGGAACCGUUGUUUCAGGCACAACGUUACAAGGUAUAAUUCAAAUUAAUGAUACACUUUUGCUUGGUCCAGAUGGUGUUGGUGCAUUUCAACCUGUACCUAUAAAAAGCAUACAUAGAAAACGACUUCCUGUUAAAGAAGUAAAAGCAGGACAAACUGCAUCAUUUUCUCUUAAAAAGAUUAAAAGACAAGAUAUACGAAAGGGAAUGGUUUUAGUAUCACGUGAUCUAAAAGCAGUUGCUACUUGGGAAUUUGAUGCAGAUGUGCUCGUUCUUCACCAUCCAACAACAAUAAGUGCCCGUUAUCAAGCUAUGGUUCACUGUGGAAGUUUAAGGCAGACUGCAACCAUAGUUUCUAUGGACAAAGAACAUCUUCGUACAGGAGAUAAAGCUGUUUGCCGUUUUCGUUUCAUUAAGGGGCCAGAGUUUAUACAGAAAGGUACAAAAAUGAUUUUCAGGGAAGGUCGUACAAAAGCCGUCGGAACAAUAACAAAUUUAUACGGAGAUAUUGAAGGAAAAGCAUCACAUAACACUCGUAUGAGUAAGCAAACUAAAGCUCUUAUGCAUCAUCGAGCUCAAACUGUAAAUAGAAGAACUAUUUAUAACAAACCGAAUUUAAACAUUGAGAAAAGUGAUAGUUGAUUGCAAACCAUUUUUUCAGACAAACUGUUUUAAUUAAUGCACUUUUGAAGACUUUGGUAGUGCUUGAUAUUCCGAUAAAAUUUUAUAAUAAUUUUUAACAUAAAUAUGGAAAAGUGUGUUACGCGGAUUUUUAUACUUGUCAAUACAAAUGCAAUGCUUGAUUAUUUCAUGUAUCGAGUUUGCAAUACACGGUAUUUAUGGCGUUACAUAAAAGGAUUUUGCGUGAAAAGAUGGCCGAGUGAAACAUAUUGACUUUAGCGUAACUUUCAUAACAUCCUUUUUUUUCUCCGUCGUUUUUUGUUUGUUUUUUAUCUCUUUAUUGACAUAGCUUUUUAUGUCUCGUGUAUAAAGUUAACUUGUUUAUAACUUUUAAAAGUGAAAUAUUUAUAUAUAAAAUGUAGCUUCUGUGAUAAGAAGUGAAAAUAAUAUUGAUUAAUAGA
This is a messenger RNA of Hydra vulgaris (swiftwater hydra), 2349 nucleotides long. RefSeq names its product GTP-binding protein 1. Gene Ontology annotation, biological process: translational elongation. NCBI's taxonomy places the organism in Eukaryota, Metazoa, Cnidaria, Hydrozoa, Anthoathecata, Hydridae. Gene Ontology annotation, molecular function: translation elongation factor activity; GTPase activity; GTP binding. The record is from RefSeq and is a predicted model, not a curated record.